UUGACCCGACUCAACGACGACAUCCUUCUGGAGUUAUUCGAAAUGCUGCGACCCAAUCAAGGGCUUCGCCCUCUUUCGUGCACAUGUCGCUGGCUUCGCAACGCAACCAUGCCUAUUCUCUUCAGUGAAUGUCGCCAGAAGCUCGCUGUCUCACCUCGCAGCUCCCGGACCCGCCCGAUCCUUCCAUCCACGCUGUGGCCACAUUCAGUCAUCGUAUCAUCUCACAUCAGUUUUUUCAGAACAUUGCAUAUCACAUGCUACUGUCCUCCUCUUUCCGAGCGUAUUCCAGAUACCGAAGACCCAUUAGUCUGCGAAGCUUUCAGUGGCGUCUUCUUCGAGAGGGUCUUGCAUGAAUUACCUCGUCUAACCACUCUGAUCCUGUGGUCGUUUGACAUCAAGAAACACGGCAUAUCCUGGAAUACCUUGAAAACAAUCCUCUCAAUACCGCAGCUGCGCCACCUCCACUUUCAUGAAUUCUACCUCUCCCCUGUCGACGUGGAUCAUGACGAGUUCAGCGCUCUUGUGGUCGCUCCGCUUACCACCUUCCGCUAUGAUUUGCAUAGCUACUUCCAGUUGUGGAACUUCCCAUCCGAAAUUUCGACGCUAGAUCACCUCCUAAAUCGGCUUCACCACUGUCUCGAACACCUCGAGCUCCCCGUGCAAAGCGCCCCCAUCUCCGCAAUGUCCAAGUUGGACUGGCCGUGUUUGCGCACAUUCACACUCCGUGGAGAGUAUCCGGUCUCCCUUACCACACCCAUCGUCUCUCUCUUGUCACCAAUGUCUUUUCUCCGCAGCCUUUCGCUGGAAGUCUCGCACCAACAGGGGAUCAAAAAUCACACGAUUUGGCCCGAGGGCUUUGACGCCACGCUUCCAUGGCCUGAGCUGGAGUGCCUCCGCGUGUCGCGUCCUGAAUCCUCAGACAAGAUCUAUACCAAUCUACCCUUUUCCCUAAGCUCUCUCGCUCUACGAUCGUGGCCACAUCAAUGCAUCCAAGCCCAGAUGCAGGCAGUGUCGCGUUAUCUCGGUGACCAGAUUCGGUGCCCUCUCUCCUCCGCUUCCAACUUGUUCGAUGUCAUCAGAAGUUGUGAUACACCGUACUUGAACACCCUUGAGGUAGAGUACAAGGAAGACAUGAAAGAAGGCAGCUUGCUUCGGCUGAUAGCCGUCAAGUUUCCGCGUCUCACUACGCUAGAGAUUCAUCGGUAUCGGACAGAGAGGAGCGACAAUAUCUCACUGGUGAGUCGGUCUGUGUGCAUUGUUCAUCCCGGUGAUCUGCUGACGUCUGUGUCGAUAAAUCCAGUCAGAUCUCGCGCAGGCUUUAGCACCCCUCGCGUCUCUCAGCAUCCUGAAGCUGCAUCUCGACUUUCGCAACAUGCCCCCACCCACGUUCGGAAGACAAUUUGGCGGUCUUAUUGUGGACAGACCACUUGUAGCCAACCAAGUGGUCACCUCUUUUGA
Dichomitus squalens LYAD-421 SS1 is the source of this 1458-nucleotide messenger RNA. RefSeq lists its product as uncharacterized. NCBI's taxonomy places the organism in Eukaryota, Fungi, Basidiomycota, Agaricomycetes, Polyporales, Polyporaceae. The transcript has 2 exons. The record is from RefSeq and is a predicted model, not a curated record. The annotation marks the transcript as partial.